This is a messenger RNA of Heterostelium album PN500, 1074 nucleotides long. RefSeq lists its product as uncharacterized. The transcript has a single exon. Lineage: Eukaryota; Evosea; Eumycetozoa; Acytosteliales; Acytosteliaceae. The record is from RefSeq and is a predicted model, not a curated record. Bases 1 to 1074 code for a protein of 357 amino acids.
AUGAAUCAAAAUAGUAGUAGUUGGAGUGAUAAAUACUUUCAAGAUCAAUCCUUCAGGAUACCCAAUAUUCAAUGUCCAUUCGAUUUCUCGAGGAAUCCAGUUGGAAAAAUGGUGAAACCGGAAUAUGAAAUUUGGGUCAAAGACUUGAUUCCAAAAUUCUACAAAGCUUUCCUUAAGGAGGAAACUCUCGAGUAUUCAGUGAUGGCCCUAGAUGUCGAUAGACCAGAACUGUUUCUUCCAAUGGUGAAACUGACCGACUGGGUUUUCAUCAUCGACGACAUUGUCAUUGAAAAAGGUUGUUGCAGCAAAGAAUAUAUAGAUUCACUCUUCGAUCCGGAACAACCUACAAAAGAUCGUUGGAGUCAGGCAUUCUGGUCAGCUAUUGAUGAUCUCUCAGCGUGUAGUGUCCACCCUUUUCUCAUUGACAGAAUUAUCGAAGAAGCCAAACAAUGGUCAUACAGUGCUGUCAGAGGAAUUCACAAUAUCGAAUGGUCGAAUCUCUCGGAUAUCGAAGAGUAUUGCCGGUUCCGAUCUUAUGAGAGUGCUGCCCAUCUUGGAUUGGCUAUUGCCAUGGCGAGCAGACCAGAUUUCACACUCACCCAAGACAUUAUGGAAGAUGAAAAUUUCAAACAACUCCUCUUGAAAUACGGUGGAAUCAAUGCUUUGGUAAACGAUUUAUAUUCAUUCGUAAGUGAAUUCAAUGAUAAAUCACUCUCCAACUAUGUAAAGAUUAAUUGUCAUGUGAAUGGAGCGACAAUUCAGGAAUCAAUGCAAAAGGUUGUUGAAUAUGUCCACCGAGGAUACCACGAGAUGGAACUACUAGCCAACAAAAUAGAACAUCAAUUCCCAAAUAACCAAACUCUACAACAAUGUAUCCAAUGUAUUAAACGUAUAACUGCCAGCACUGUUGGUUUUUGUUCUGUGGCACCAAGAUACAAUGACCAAGCCAAUAGAAAAGCAUUAAUUGGUAAAAGCAAUUCCGUUGAAGCUAAAACUAAUACAAUUAAUAUAAUUAACCAACCAACAAGUGAUACAAUAACAACUUCAACAACAACAACAAUACUUAGAGGAUAA